UUCUUCAGCCUCAGUCGCUUUACACCGACCACUCACUACAAUGGAACUCCUGCGAGCAGUGUUGUGCGUGGUGCUGGUGGCGGGCGCGUCGCAGGCGGGCGUGGUGCCGGCAGCGCCUCUGGUGGCGGCGCCUGCAGCCGCAGCCGUGGUGGCCGCCGACUACGCGGACGCCUACCCGCAGUACCAGUACGCGUACACGGUGCAGGACUCGCUGACGGGCGACGCCAAGGCGCAGGAGGAGGCGCGCGAGGGCGGCAUCGUGCGCGGCAGCUACAGCCUCAUCGAGCCCGACGGCGUGCGCCGCACCGUCAACUACUACGCCGACCCCGUCAACGGCUUCAACGCGGUCGUGCAGCGCGACUUGCCCGCCGUCGCCGCCGCGCCCCUCGUCAAGGCCGUCGUCUGAGUCUCCACCGGCCCGCGCUGCUACACGGAUUCCACGUCUCACUACUUUCUUACCUUUGUAUUACUCUUUUUGUAUUCCGUUUCUAGU
Molecule: messenger RNA, 493 nt
Organism: Schistocerca nitens (vagrant locust)
Lineage: Eukaryota; Metazoa; Arthropoda; Insecta; Orthoptera; Acrididae
Product: cuticle protein 19.8-like
Exons: 2
Coding region: 41-406 (121 amino acids)
Cellular component (GO): extracellular matrix
Source: RefSeq, a predicted model, not a curated record